Molecule: messenger RNA, 1055 nt
Organism: Aureobasidium subglaciale EXF-2481
Lineage: Eukaryota; Fungi; Ascomycota; Dothideomycetes; Dothideales; Saccotheciaceae
Exons: 5
Coding region: 1-909 (302 amino acids)
Molecular function (GO): phosphoglycolate phosphatase activity; alkaline phosphatase activity
Source: RefSeq, a predicted model, not a curated record
AUGGCUCCCAAGUUCUUGACUGGUGACAAGGCCGGUAUCGAGGAGUUCCUCGACAAGUUUGAUGUCUUCCUAUUUGACUGCGAUGGCGUCCUCUGGUCUGGCGAUCAUCUCUUCGAGGGAACCAAGGAGACCAUUGAAAUGCUCAGAAGCAAAGGAAAACAACUGGUCUUUGUGACCAACAAUAGCACAAAGUCUCGUGCAGACUACAAGAAGAAGUUUGACAGCAUGGGCAUCCCGUGCAAAGUGGAAGAGGUGUUUGGCUCUGCAUACAGCGCAGCCAUCUACGUUGCUCGCAUCCUCAAGCUGGAGGCACCCAAGAACAAGGUUUUUGUACUUGGAGAGUCAGGCAUCGAGGCCGAACUUGCCUCUGAGAACGUGCGAUACUGCGGAGGUACCGAUCCCGAACUUCGUCGCGAGAUGAAGGCCGAGGACUUCACCAACAUUGCCAAUGGCAGUGCUCUCGACCCUGAUGUCGGUGUCGUGCUUGCUGGACUUGAUUUCAACGUCAAUUACCUGAAGCUCAGUCUGGCAUACCACUACCUCCGCAGAGGAGCAGUUUUCCUGGCGACCAAUACCGACUCGACAUUGCCCAACUCUCACACGCUCUUCCCUGGUGCUGGAUCAGUAGGCGCACCUCUGGUCAAGGCAUGGGGAAAGGAGCCUCUGGCAUUGGGCAAGCCCAGUCAAGCCAUGAUGGAUGCUGUCGAGGGAAAGUUCAAGUUUGACCGCAGUCGUGUCUGCAUGAUUGGCGACCGCCUCAACACCGAUAUCCAAUUCGGUAUCGAGGGCAAGCUCGGAGGCACAUUGGCAGUCUUGACUGGUGUCAGCAAGAAGGAGGAGUUCUUGGCCGAAGAUGCAACCGUGGUCCCAUCAGCUUACGUCAACAAGCUUGGUGAUCUAUUGGGUUAGAACGAAUACACGAUAGAUGAUAGAGCAACGUAUUCAGGAACUGCAUAUCAUUUAUGCAAUAUUGUGCACAAAGUGCUGCAUGACGCGCGAAGCGGAAUUAAUUGAUAAAUGGAAGUCUUGGCACAACGCGUCGCGAUACAUCGGGG